Penicillium waksmanii is the source of this 1512-nucleotide messenger RNA. RefSeq names its product acyl-CoA carboxylase subunit beta. Gene Ontology annotation, molecular function: ligase activity. The record is from RefSeq and is a predicted model, not a curated record. The transcript is spliced from 6 exons. Bases 1 to 1512 code for a protein of 503 amino acids. Lineage: Eukaryota; Fungi; Ascomycota; Eurotiomycetes; Eurotiales; Aspergillaceae.
AUGACGACUGGAUCAUCAUACCCCAGCAUCAGCGCCAACCUGGACCUUCGCGGAGAGCAAUAUCAGUCGAAUAAGGAAGGCUGGACACCCAUUCUUGACAAGUUUGAAGAUGCCCUCAAACAAGUGUCCGUCGAAGGAAAUGAUGCCUCUCUUCUUCGACAUCAACGACGUGGCCAACUCUUACACCAGGACUCACCCUUCUUGGAGGUUUGCGCCUUCGCUGGAUACGAGAACAGUGAAUCUACACCCGGGGCAAAUAUCAUCGCAGGCAUCGGAAAUGUGUGUGGCAAGCCGUGUUUCCUUCUAUCCCAUGUGCCGACCUCCCAAGGAGGAGCAUGGAACAGCAUGACUGUCUUGAAAGUAAACCGUUGCUUGGAGAUCGCGACUGAGAACGAUCUUCCACUCAUCUCUCUCGUGCAAUCCGCUGGCGUUUUCUUGCCGCAGCAACGCACCGUUUUCCACAAGGGUGGCCAGCUCUUCUAUGACCUUGCGCAGAGAUCAGCCGCAGGAAAACCGUCCUGCGCAAUUGUCUUUGGGUCAUCGACUGCAGGAGGCGCUUAUCACCCAGCAUUAUCUGACUACACCAUCUUCGUUGAAAACCAAGGCCAGGCUUUUCUUGGUGGGCCACCUUUGGUCAAGAUGGCCACUGGGGAGGUUAUCGAAGCCGAAGAGUUGGGAGGAGCUAAGGUCCAUGCUACAAUGACAGGACUUGCAGACCAAAUCGCGACCGACGAGUUUGAUGCUAUUCAGAAGUCUCGGGAAUGGGUCGCCUCACUGCAAAUGCGCACUCAACCAACACUCGGGCUGAUAGAACCUGCGGCACCGCGUUAUCCAGUUGAAGACUUGCUCUCCCUGGUUAAUCCAGACAUUCGAAAGCCCUUCGACAUGAGUGAAGUCUUACUCCGUCUUGUUGAUGAUUCGCGUCUCUCCACGUUUAAGCCCAAGUAUGGACCAAAUAUCAUCACGGCCUGGGCACACAUAAUGGGACAUCCUGUCGGUAUCGUGGCAAACCAAAUCUCGGUUAUCAAUCCUACCGAGGCUGCAAAGGCUGCGGCCUUCAUAAGAAUCUGCAAUCAACAAAACACACCGAUCGUGUUCCUCCACAACGUGACAGGGUUUAUGGUCGGAGCCAAAGCAGAGCACGCCGGAAUCAUCAAGAUGGGCGCCCAACUGGUAUCCGCCGUCAGCUGCUCGAAAGUCCCCCAUAUCUCCAUAAUUCUCAGGAGCGUCCUACGGAGCAGGCAAUUACGCGAUGUGCGGGAGGCCAUACAAGCCCAGAGUGCCCAGUCGAAGGGAAAGGCGCUUUCACCGGAGAAACUACAGAAGCAGAUUCAGACGUUCAGGGACACGGCACAAAGAGAUGCCGAGUCCUAUUCUACAAGCUCGUCGCUGAUCGAUGAUGGCAUCAUCGAUCCUCGUGAUACUCGGGAUGUGCUGGGUAUUUGCUUGGAAGUGGUUUCUCUCCAAGGUGUUCGUGGCGCAGAGUCGCAUAUGGGACUGGCGAGAAUUUGA